Messenger RNA from Aspergillus candidus, 1620 nucleotides. RefSeq lists its product as uncharacterized. Bases 38 to 1312 code for a protein of 424 amino acids. Lineage: Eukaryota; Fungi; Ascomycota; Eurotiomycetes; Eurotiales; Aspergillaceae. The transcript has a single exon. The record is from RefSeq and is a predicted model, not a curated record.
UAUCAGAGAUGCUAUUGCCAUAGUCCAAGAUCUGGGAAUGCGCUAUCUUUGGGUUGAUACAAUAUGCAUUCCGACCCCUGAGAUUGGGGAAAGCUACAAGCGAGAAGACGUUCACCAGCGCGAAAUCAUGCCAGAUAUCUAUCGUGGCAGUUAUGUUACGAUAGUCGCUACAGGACGAGAUGCACAGAUUGGCCUAUACGGAGUUCAAGAUACCAAAAGACUACCUCAAGUACGAGAGAACUAUAGUGGCAGAACACUGGCAAUACAAAAACCAUGUUUUGAGGACUCUGUAGGUGCUUGGCCAUGGAGUGAACGGCGUUGGACAUUUCAAGAAGCCCACCAACCGCGCCGACUACUGAUUUUUUCAGACGAACAAGUCUUCUUCAGAUGCCAUUCGGGUGUCUUGACAGAGUCAGUGCACAUGGAAGUACCGGAUAAUGAGAGAGGGCAUGUCAAACAUCGGCCAGUGGAUGAUGUUUGGUUAGACAAGGGGAAACCUGGCCUCGGAGAUGCGUUUAUAAGUUAUACACAACAUGCUUUGAAAUUCUCAUCAAGUGAAUCUUCUCGACCGUCAGAUAACGUGGAUGCUUUUCGAUCAUAUAUCCCUGUUAUUGGGCCCCUUUUUCACGGUCUUCCCACCAGCCCAGCGUGUACAUUUACCAUCGCACUAUGGUUUGAAGUGUUUGAUGGUCUGCGAGCUACAUCGGAACGAGUUCAAGUUCCAAGCUGGAGUUGGCUGGCUUGGAAGGUGCGUGAUGACGCAUUAUAUGGAGAUUGGAUUUCUCCUGAUACUGUUCUGGAAACUUCAUCUGAGAACACUUUUUGUCGCUUCUGGCGCUUCGAAGCUAGGACAAAUUCUACAUUCCCAGGAAAGCGGAAUUUAGUUCCUGUUGAUCCAAAUUAUCAUAUCCCAGUUGAAACCUGUGGCAUCAACAUGGAAGCCCUGACUGAGAAGGAAACAGACCUAGCUGUGGUAGCUUGGGAAGUUGAUGUGCUCAAACUUCAGUUUCUCAAUUGGCUGGAAGAUCAAUGUCUUGGUUGUGCGGCUCUAUCUCUAUUUGGCAGCCCAAACGAGAACAUACAAAGUCAGAUUUUCCAUGCCACAUUAGAUCCAAAACUUGACAUGUCUUGCACAGCUGAGAUCAAUGCCUUUCUUUUGUUUUCUAAUACAGAAGGUAAUUUCUUGCUGUUGGUCAAGACCAAUGAUAAAGGCAUCUCUGGACGUGUCGGUGCUUGUUACAUCUCAGAAACCCAAUGGGGAGAGAAUAAUUUGACGUUUCACAUGCGGAAAGACACACUGGUGCUAAUAUAACUUAUCCAAAAAGCCAGAUUCUAUUCCAUCAGCCAUCUGUCAUGCAAGAUUCUAUACCUUAGUAUGAAAUCUAGUUCUCUCUUAUUGCAAUUUGGCCGCCCCUGAUGUUCUUACCAGCCUUUUAUUCCUGGUCCUGUCCCUUUCUGUUAUCUCUCCUUUAUAUACUGAUAUACUAUUGGCUUCCCCUGAUCCUACUAGCUAGUUGGUUUCUCAUUCAUGGUUUUCUUGUUUGUUUUUCUUCUCUCUAGGUUUAAAUUCUUUCUAUCUCAAUCUAUUGUUUUGCGGGGUCUUGGAAUAUUGAAGCAUUU